AUGCCUGAGAGAUGCGUUGCAGCGCGUUGUGGCAACGUAAAGGACCCAGCUAGGAAUAUAUCCAUGCAUAAAAUUCCAUUCUUCGGCGACGUGUGUCCGAUUAAAAAGAAAAGGCGAAAGAAGUGGGUCGACUUCGUAUUGGAGAGGAGGAAGAUGUGGGUGCCGGGGAAGACCUCCUCGUUGUGUUCCGUUCACUUUGCUCCAGACGACUUUCAAAGGCCGUUAAACAAAGAAGUCAACUUAAAGCGGGAUUUAAAGAAAGAUGAAAUUGGGGUUUGUGUUUUCCCAUCAAUACACGCUAAACGGAAAGGAGAAGAUGACGAGCCGCCAUCUAAAAAGAGAAGGGAAGCGCGAAUGGUAAGAAAGUAUUGUCACACCUGCUCGAGACAUUUCAUGUGAUUUUUCUUUCUGUGAUUAAUAAUUGGUACCCGUACCAUGAAAGUUAAAGAAAACACAAUUGUUUUGCUGUUUUUCACAGAUUGCUAGAUCUGCGAAGGCUCGCCUCAAAACACUGCAAGAACCAGAAGCGACAAGCAUUGUUUAUCCUUCCACAGGCAUUCAGGCGGUAAGAAUUUCGACUGCAGGGUAUACUUGGGUGUGCUUGUGUAAGCUCUUAUGUUGUGUACUAUUGAAUAUUUGCAGGCACAAACCGUACAAGCUGAAAACUCACAAGAUAUCCAGAUCAACUCCUCUACAAGUAGUCAAUCGGAGGAGGUGAGAUGCUGUGUAAUCUUUUAUAGUUUGAGUGCAAUGAAUGGUCAUGACUAAUUCCUUGUCAAUUAAUAACUUGUUAUUGAUAUUCCUGAUUAGGACAUUACUAGUAGUAGUACGACUGAAAUCCAAAGCAACGCUUACCAAAGAAAAUCCUGUGAUCAGAGGUUCAUAUCCUUUGGUAAACACUGGGGUGAAUGAUGCAAGAUUAGUAUAGCAGCAAAAAAGAUGAGUGAUUGAUGUCUGAUGUGAAACUUUAAAAAAUUAUUGUCAUUGGUUUUCACAGGGCCAACAUGGGACAUGUAAUGGUGGCUUUCAAGAGGAAUCUGGAUUGGAGCCUGAAGCUACAUGUAGCACGAACAUGGUACAUUCCUUACUGCAAAGAAAUAUUCAUUUACAGUCAUGUAACUUUCCAUUUCAUUAUGCUACCAGAUCAUGAUGGAAGUGACCAAUUUGGUUUUGUUUUUUUUUGUAGAUAAACAAAGACUUUUGUUAUGUCCAAGAUGCAGAAGAGAGCGAACCUUUUACACAAGUGGUAUGUAUCCUGUUUUGUAAUUAUAAACAUAAUAAUAAUAAUGAUUAGAUGUUGAUGAUGAUGAUAGUAAUAAUGAUAAUAAUAAUGAUAAUAAUAAUAAUAAUAAUAAGUGUUCAUUUCUUUCGUACAGGAUGAUAUUCUUGGUAUUUAUUUUAAAAGAUAAACCAUAGUUUUUUUAAUUUUAUAAUGCAGGAUAAAUCAACACAGACACUGGCAGAUCAGAGAUGUAGUAUCCUCAGCCAUGAAAUGGAACUUUUAAAAGGCCAGCUUAGUGCAGUGCGACAAUCC
Messenger RNA from Porites lobata, 1534 nucleotides. NCBI's taxonomy places the organism in Eukaryota, Metazoa, Cnidaria, Anthozoa, Scleractinia, Poritidae. The record is from the annotation of a GenBank genome assembly.